Molecule: messenger RNA, 2460 nt
Organism: Chenopodium quinoa (quinoa)
Lineage: Eukaryota; Viridiplantae; Streptophyta; Magnoliopsida; Caryophyllales; Amaranthaceae
Exons: 4
Coding region: 1-2460 (819 amino acids)
Source: RefSeq, a predicted model, not a curated record
AUGGAAGACGGCACGAAAUCUCUUUUGGAGUACGGUAUUCCUGAUACAACAACCGGACUCCUCUCAAGCAUUGUCAGACCACCUGUCACUGCUCAGAACUUCGAAUUGAAACCACAAUUCAUUCAAUUCAUCUCCAAUGAUUCGUUUGCAGGCACAGCUCAUGACUGCCCAGUGAGUCACAUCGAUAGUUUCUUGGAGAAAUGUGACACUAUGAAAUUAAAUGGUGUUACAGACGAUGCUCUUAGACUUCGCCUUUUUCCUUUUUCAUUACGGGAUAGGGAAAAGACUGCAAGGUUGAGAAACGAGUUAUCCACUUUCAGGCAGUCAGAUGAUGAGUCCCUAUAUGACGCAUGGAGGAGAUUCAAGCGUUUGCAGAGACAAUGCCCUCACCAUGGUAUUCCUGAAUGGAUGUUGAUCCAAACUUUCUACAAUGGUCUAACUCAUGAGUUCCGAAUCUACAUUGAUGUUGCAUCUGGGGGUUCUCUACUGACUAAGAACCCAACUGAGGCGAAGGAACUAGUUGAGAAGAUGGCGGCUAAUGAUAACUAUCACCCAGGAGGCCGAAAUAGUGUGAAAAAGGGUGGUAAAUUAGAUGUUGAUGCUCUAACUCUUUUAACUAGCUCUAUGCAGGAAUUAACAAGCAAGUUUGAUAGACUCCAAGCUGGAACAUCCACUAGCUCACCUGAGACUUGUCAAAUGUGUAAUGUGCAAGGUCACAUUGCACCCAAUUGCCCACAAAAUUCAAAUGACAUGUCGAUUGAGGAAGCCAAUGCAUUCUACACUUCCAACCCCAAAAGGCCAUAUGACCCCCACUCUAACACAUAUAAUGAAGGUUGGAAGAAUCACCCAAAUUUUUCCUACAAGAAUACCCAAGCCCAACAAAAUCCACCUCCACCACCACCUCGAAACAACAACUACAAUGCACCACCUGGUUUCCAACCAAGGCCACCUCCAGUCCAACAACAUAUUCAACCACCUCCUCAAAAGUCUAACCUUGAACUAAUGCUGGAAAAUUUUAUCACCACAACCAACGAUUCCAUCCAACAACAAAAUGGUUCCAUACAACAGUUACAAGCCCAGAGUAAGCUCAUGGAAAAUCAGAUAAGUCAACUAGCUCAUCAAGUUGGCCAAUCUUUAAAGACACCGGGCACUUUUCCGGGUCAGACAGAGCAACCACAAAAGGGGCAUAUGAAUGCAGUAACUUUGAGGAGUGGGAAGCAAUUGGAAGAUCCUCCUAUCAAGGAGCCAUCAAAGGAGGUUGUUGAAGAAGUAAGCGGGUGUGAGAAGGUGAUUGAUAGUUCUAAGAUCGAGGAAGAGCCAAAGAAAGCAACUCCACCACCUCUUGCUCCAUAUGUGCCAAAUGUUCCUUUUCCGCAGAGGUUAGCCCAAGCCAAGUUAGAGAAGAAGUAUGGUAAAUUUCUUGAUAUCCUUAAAAAGCUUCAUAUAAAUAUUCCAUUUUUAGAUGCCAUAUCUGAGAUGCCUUCUUAUGCAAAAUUUUUAAAAGAUAUGCUUUCUAAUAAGAAAAAGUUAGAGGAGAAUACUACAGUUGCUUUGAAUGCAGAGUGCAGUGCUAUUUUGCAGAACACUCUCCCUAAGAAAUUAGGAGAUCCAUGUAGCUAUUCGAUUCCAGUGAAGCUUGGGGACAUUGAGAUUAACAGGGCAUUGUGCGAUCUUGGUGCAAGUGUGAGCCUCAUGCCACUGUCCAUAUGUAAGAAGCUGGAAAUGGGUAAACUCAAACCCACACGCAUAUCCCUGCAACUUGCAGACAGGUCAGUGAAGUUUCCUUUGGGUGUACUUGAGGAUGUACCUCUUCGCGUAGGUAAGUUUUUCAUACCCUGUGAUUUUGUUGUAAUGGAAAUGGAAGAAGAUGUGAAUGUUCCAAUCAUACUUGGUAGACCUUUCUUAGCUACUGCAGGUGCAAUCAUUGACAUGAAGAAAGGUAAGAUUACUUUUGAAGUAGGAGAUGAAAAAUUGGAAUACUCACUUCUGAAUGUUAUGGGUACUCCCUCCAUGGGAGACACUGUACUAAUAGUGAAGGAAGAUGGUGAUGGAGAUUGGGAAUCAAGAGAGUGUGUCAGGCUGCUUGAAGAAGCAAGGGCCAACCCGAGCGUGAAUCCAAUCAGAGAAACACUGAGUGUAAUGAGUAUUGGGGAGAGUACUAAGCCUCCCGAGGUAGAGUUGAAACCUCUCCCUUCUAACUUAAAGUAUGCAUAUCUUGGUCCAAAUAAUUCAUACCCUGUCAUUGUUAAUGUUGAACUCAAGGACACAGAACUGGAGCAACUUCUCAAUGUUCUGAAAACAUAUAAAAGUGUUAUUGGGUACACCAUUGAUGACAUCAAGGGUAUCAAUCCUUCUUUCUGUAUGCAUAAAAUCAUUCUUGAAAAUGAUCAUGCCUCUUCUGUAGAACCUCAAAGAAGACUUAAUCCAAAUAUGAUGGAGGAUGCCAUUCGGAUUAUGUAA